Ostrea edulis (European flat oyster) is the source of this 2035-nucleotide messenger RNA. RefSeq lists its product as uncharacterized. The transcript is spliced from 2 exons. NCBI's taxonomy places the organism in Eukaryota, Metazoa, Mollusca, Bivalvia, Ostreida, Ostreidae. The record is from RefSeq and is a predicted model, not a curated record. The coding region runs from base 408 to 1799 and encodes 463 amino acids.
GUCUGCCCUGAUAAAGAAGACGCGAACCCUUCAAGAUAAGUUUGGUACACACUUCUGCUUUGCUUAGUGUCAUAAAAAGGAUGGAAAAUCAUCUUAUUGAAGCCUCUAGUUACAUUCAUUGCUAGUCGCCAGCCACAAUAAUAGUCCUUCACAGAUCAGGGCCGGCCGACAUUGAUUGUGUUGACCCCAACAUCUACACCGCGGUAACUAUCCGUACAUUUAAUCCACAAAUCUACCCCCUGUCUUUAUGAAAAACCCUCGGUUUAUCUGUCUGUUGAAAGAACAUUUUAUCUCCUCUGUGUGGUUUACAAGGUUUAGAAUUCUUCUUCACAACUGUCUGUAAUUCCAUCACCCCAGCAUGGCUUCGAACAAACACAGGCGCACCACCAGAGCGAAAAUUUCUCAAAAUGAAAGGAUCUCCGACUGUAGAGGAGAAGGAAAAUAGCUCGAACUGUUCAACAUCGGAUAGAUAUUCUAAAGACAGGAGCAAUUCAAUUAAAAGUGAGCGCGGGAAAACAAAGAUUUACAAAGUUAGAGAGGACGUGUAUUUGGUGCAUAAUAACGUGGUUGACAAGAAUUUACUAAGAAACAGCAUCUCAACCAAACUAAGACAAGGCAUUCCAGGAGAGCUUUGUAACAGGACAGACGUUGUAAACAAACUUCGAAGAGAGAAUCUAAAAGAAUAUCUUCGGCUUUCUAGUCUGAAUAAAAAGUACAGCUCCGAAAUGCAGAUGGAAAAGAACCGUAUCAGUAACGAGGGUCAGUUGCUCAUUAAACGCCAAGAACAGAUGAGGCGGAAUAGCGAUCAGGUAAGGAAGAACCAAGAGAAAAUGAAACUUGCUUACGACAAUCGGAAAAAUUCUACUUCCACACUUCCUCAGAUCUCGCAUCGAUCGAACACACCUAUCGCUAAACGUGUCAUCAUCGACCAUACCAACGGAGAAACCACAUACGUCAGAAGGACCGAUCGCCCAGCAACUUAUCCUCGGGUUCCCGUAGACAAGGAUGACAUAACUUAUGUCAAAGUUUUCAAACAUAAUGGAAUUUUUUUACCCCAAAAUAAAUACCCGGAUAAACAUUCUAUCGCAAAACCAGAAAACAGCAUUCUGAAAAAAGGUCAACCACUUACUCCUGAUUAUGAAGAUUUGACCUUGUCUAUGAAUGACCUCGACUUAGAUAGCAAUAGAACUUCCCCCGUUGCAUCGCCAAAGGAAUUACCGAAGCAAAAAUCAGCGAGACGAGUUACUUGGAGCGGAGUUGACAGAGAGAAAACCGAGAAAACUGCACCAAAGAGUGCGGUAUUUGAGAGAAAAACGCCGGAUACGGUUUCGCCGAUUCAGGGUGGUAGAAGCGAUAUGAACUCGACGCCAUGUAGUCAAAAAAGUUUCAAAAGUGACUCUGUAUUAUUCAAACAACCAUCCUACAGAAAAGGACGAAGUAGGAUUGAAACUAUAGGUAUCCAGUGGAAACUUCCCCCUGGGUCUAGGGUAGAUAACUCGAACUCCCGAUCUCGAUCUGCUGGUCAUCUUUCAAAAGCUCUUAAUCCCUGUUCCACUGCUUUGGAAAAGGAAGGGAUUUCCAUUGAGAAAACGAAGUGGCACGUUCCCCGAAUACAGUCCUUAGAAUCGUACGAUCUGUACAAGAUAUGGUUGGAAAAACUAGAAAAACUUAAAACUGGAGAAGAGCACAGGAUUCCAAUGGGCCCACGAAUCAGUUCUUCCAAUCGCAGUAUCAGCUUGACUGUGCCUACUAUGUCCGAGGCUCCGAAUGCUUCCCUGGUGACUGGAUCUAAUAUUUGAUACUUACACAUAGACCCGUGCAGUACAGCGUUCCGCUACGACUUGCUGCCAUGUAAAUGUACAGAUAUUUUCCACGUUGCGUUAUGAUUGUGCCAUACAGAGGCGUGAGAACUUGAUUGACGUCACAUUAUGUACCAAGUAUUCAAUACUACUAUGUUCUGUUUACGUGUUUUCUCACAUUUAAAUAAAUUAUCAAUAGUGAAUAGCGAAUAUAUAAUAAAUGAGACAAAAUGAAA